AUGUUUCUCACAGUCGCUUGCACGGAUCUUAUUUCAGAGUGUCGUGUACGAAAGGAAUUUCUCACAGGUCUGACGGAUAAAGAGAAAGCGCAUUACAUCGAAACUAUCAAAAUAGCAGCCACCACCACAACUUAUAAAACAAGAUACGAAGAACUUUUAACUACUCAUCAAAGAUUAUUUUUGACAAGUAUUCACGAGAAGGACAAUUUUCUCCCCUGGCAUCGCCGGUUCAUAGUCCAAUAUGAAAAUCUUUUACGUGAAAUCGACAGCGACAUUACCGUGCCGUACUGGGAUUGGAGCCUCGUGGCCAACAAAGUUUUCGAAAGUGAUUUCUGGGCGACAAGCGGAAGUGGUUUUGGUGGAAAUGGUAACCCUUUGAAGUCGAAUUGUGUCCAGACUGGUCCUUUUCAAAAAGACAAGUUCUCGCUAAUCCAGUCUGCAGGGAGGGGCUGCCUGAAACGCAAAUUCAACAACGUAGUCCACAACGCCGCUGAAGUACAGAAACUGCUCCGCAAAACUGCUGAAAAAUUUACGGAUUUUGAAUUUUCUUUGCGCGAUGACUUUCAUGACAAUUUUCAUAUGGCCGUAGGAGGCACAAUGUCUGGCGAAAAUUCUGCUUCGGCUCCAGAGUUCUUUAUGCACCACGGUUUCAUUGAUAAAAUUUGGUCAGACUGGCAGAAGAAAGGAUCUGAGUACAAGUUCAAUACGUUUUUCAAGAACAGAGAUACAAAAAUGCCCGGCACAAAGUAUCUUCCUCGUGAAUAUUUGGACCUGCAAAAAAUGCCUGAUAAUGUCUGCGUGGUAUAUGAGGACCCGAAAAGUGAUGUAUUCAAAAACCUGCAAGGUUAG
Molecule: messenger RNA, 849 nt
Organism: Dendronephthya gigantea
Lineage: Eukaryota; Metazoa; Cnidaria; Anthozoa; Malacalcyonacea; Nephtheidae
Product: tyrosinase-like
Exons: 1
Coding region: 1-849 (282 amino acids)
Molecular function (GO): oxidoreductase activity
Source: RefSeq, a predicted model, not a curated record